ACGGCAGGGUCUCACACUCCGGCAACCCUGUCUUGCAGGUGUUCGCGCACGUCGACAACCCUAGCGGCAACAGUUAAAAAAUGGUGUGAAACGGCGACGUCUCCGCGGCGUGAAACUGUUGGAAGCCAUCGCUUGGUCCUCGUUUUGGUCCCGGGUCUUGGUCCUCCUUUCGAUCUCCAUCUCCGCCCGGUCACCAACUCACCAUUUCCAUUGCCAGCUCCACAUCCACUCCCCCGCCAGCCAGCCAUCAACAACAUCAGGAGCAACGAGCAACUCCAAUCUCGAAACUCUUGCAAUUCCCCUGCGAAAUGGGCACCAUCUCAUCCGUACUGCAAUGGUCGUGCACCAAGUGCAACACGAUCAAUCCCACGGAAUCGCUCAAGUGCUUUAAUUGCGGAACUGUGCGCAAGGUGUUCCCCAACAACAACCAGCAGCAUCAGUCGCAGCAUCAGCAUCGCAGGCUCGCCGCCUCCUGGACAGCUGAUGAUGCACUGGAGCAGGAACAGGCUGAGAAGGAGCAGGAGAGGGACAAGGACAAGGAGAAGGGCAGGGCGGCGGUUGCCAGGAGCGAGUACAAGCAUGUCUACAAAUCCCUGCUGCGCGGAUGCUUGAAAAGGCCACAACGAAACAGCCAGAACCUGCCAGCCAAUUGUGUGGAUUGCGAGGACACGCGCAAGUACAUCAAGAGCUCCAUCGAGCUGUACCGCCACUUCUCGAAUCCGGCCCUGAACCGCCGGUGGGUGUGCCACGCCUGCGGCACGGACAACAGCUCGGUCACCUGGCACUGCCUCAUCUGCGACACGGUCAGCUAUCUGGCGCCCAUCUACAAGGACGCCAUUGCUGCCGAUCGCGGCCAGGAGCUGGCCGGAAGUCUGGGCAAUCGUGGCGAGCUGCUGGCAGCGGACCACCCACAUCAUCAUCACCACUACCUCCAUCAGGAGCUGGAGGAUCAGCAUCAUCAUCACCAGCAUCACCAGCAUCAGUUACAUUCCCAGCACUCGCACAAGAGGCACCUCAAAGGUAGAUCUGUAUCGGGAUCUGGAUCUGGAUCGGGGUCUGGACUGCGGCGCACCCAGAGCCUGAGCACCGCCAUCGACAAGAGCGCCUCCGGGCGCAGUUGCCACAUCUGCUAUGCGAACAACCAGAGCAAGGACAUCUUUAAUCUGCCGCAGGUCAAACCGGCGCCGCAGCUGACAGGGAUUCCACCCGUGGCCGCCUGCAGCAACUCCCGCUUUGCCAUCGCUAAUGACACGUUUUGCCGGCGCAAACAGAACAACAAUAACAAAAACCAGAACCACAAAGUUGUGCGAGAAAGCGGAGCCAGACGAAAGUACAACUUCACCAUCACCACGCUCUCCCGGUCGGCGGCCAAAGAUGCCGGCCAGGGCCAGAUGAAGCCACUGCGUCAGCCCCUCAAUCUGAAUCUGAACCUGAAUCAGAAUCAGAACCUUCAGCAGGAUCAGCAGCAGCAGAAGGCGACGGCAGCGAAUCCCCAGCAGCUGCAGAAGAAGACCCAACGGGAGCUAGCAGCAGUGAGUAUGAAUCCAACGCAGUUCACCAUUCCGCGGAACGGCGUCUUCAUAGCCGUCAACGAGUGGUCGGAGCCAACGGCCAACAGCUCCUCCGGCUCCACCAGCUCCAAUCAUCACCAUCAUCACCAUCACAGCAGCAGUAACAGCAACAGCAACAGCAUCAACAACAACAGCAGCAGUUCCAGCAGCGGCAACAAGUUGUAUGAGAACGAGUGCGUGGCCUUGGCCCAGCAGCAACUAAGAGCAGCUGCCACCCAGGCGGCACAGGCAGCCGCCACGGCGGUGGCCAUUGCGAGCUCGCCCUCUGGAAAGGAACCACCGCCACAACAAGCCACCAUGCCCAUCUAUGCGCAGGUGAACAAGCAGCACAAGCUCAAGAAGAAGCAACAGAUAGCCAACGAAACGCAAACGAACAACAAUGGCAGUGGGGAGACCACGGAUGCGGUUAGUGACUCCCUCACAGGAUUGGGCACUGGUAUUGGCAUUGGCACUGCCACUGGCACUGGCACCGGCAUUGGCACCGGCACCAGCACCAGCACCGAUGGCAGCGGCGAGGCCAGCGAAUCCGAGUCGCAGGUGGAGGAGCACUCCAUCUAUGCCAAGGUUUGGAAGGGACCACGCAAGGCGACCGAAUCGAAAAUUACGCAUGACCCAGGGAGCAGCAGUCGCCUCACAGUUGCCACAUCCGCUACAUCAUCCUCUGGAGCGGCGGGAGUCGGAGCAAUAGUUGCUGCGUCAGGAGCGGGAGUUGCUCCCACUCGCCACGACAAUAAAGCACAUCUGGGCAACAGCAACGGCAGCCGCAGCAAGAUGUGGACAUGCGUCAAAUGUUCCUAUGCCUACAACCGUCUCUGGCUGCAGACCUGCGAGAUGUGCGAGGCCAAGCCGGAGCAGCAGCAACAGCACCUCCAGCAGCACCUCCAGCAGCAACACCAUCUGCAGCAGCUGCAGCAGCAGCAGCAACAGCAGGCAGAAACCACCUCCCGUGACGAGCCGUGGACCUGCAAGAAGUGCACCCUGGUCAACUAUUCGACGGCAAUGGCCUGCGUGGUCUGCGGCGGCUCCAAGCUGAAAAGCAUCUCCUCCAUCGAGGACAUGACGCUGCGCAAGGGCGAGUUCUGGACCUGCAGCCACUGUACGUUGAAGAACUCGCUCCAUUUGCCGGUUUGCAGUGCCUGCAAGUCACACCGCCAGCCGCAGCUCUCGAUUGCCAUGGAGGCAGUGCGGGAGCGACCGGAUGGUCAGUCGUACGAGGAGCAGGAUGCCGCGGCCGCAGCCGUUGGGGGAGGAGUAGGAGUUGGAGGAGGAGGCGGAGGCAGCGGAGCUAGUGUCCACCAGACAAGCGCCAGCGAGGUUAAAGCACCCACAGCUUUAAAUCUCCCAUUGGCCUCGGUGGCGUUGCCCAUGCCGCUGCUGCAGAUUCCAACGACGUCGGCGGCCGGACUGCGUGGCUCUCGCAGUCCCUCGCCCAGGAUGCAGCCACUGCCUUCGCUGCAGCAGCCGCAACAGAGGAGUUCCAGCUCUUCGGGCGCCGUACCCAAACGGCACAGCACCGGCGGCUCAAUUGUGCCCCGGAAUAUCUCCAUCGCCGGUCUGGCCAGCUACAACUUGCAGCAGGGCCAGGGAGUGGGCUCCGCAUCGGUGGUGUCCGCAUCGGGAGUCGUGGUCAGCUCCAACUCCAGCUCCAGCUCCAGCUCUAGCUCUAGCUCAAAGAAGUGGCAGUGCCCGGCGUGUACGUACGAUAACUGUGCCGCUUCCGUGGUGUGCGAAAUAUGCUCAAGUCCGCGUGGCCUGGCCAGCGUUGUUUUGGGCGAGGCCUUGGCGAGGAAGUCGAUUCGAGUGGCCCUCACCCCGGCGGAUAUUCGGCAGGAGAGCAAGCUGAUGGAGAACCUGCGCCAGCUGGAGGAAACUGAGGCGCUGACCAAGUGGCAGAACAUUAUCCAGUACUGCCGCGACAACAGCGAGCUUUUCGUCGACGAUUCCUUUCCGCCGGCGCCAAAGAGCCUGUACUACAAUCCGGCGGGCGGAGCGGCCGAGGGCAAUCCCGUGGUGCAGUGGCGACGACCGCACGAGAUUAACUGCGAUGGAGGAGCGUACCCGCCGUGGGCGGUGUUUCGCACCCCGCUGCCCUCGGACAUUUGCCAGGGGGUCUUGGGCAACUGCUGGCUACUCAGUGCCCUGGCCGUGCUGGCAGAGCGCGAGGAUCUGGUGAAGGAGGUGCUGGUCACGAAGGAGAUAUGCGGCCAGGGCGCCUACCAGGUGCGCCUCUGCAAGGAUGGCAAGUGGACGACGGUGCUGGUGGAUGAUCUGCUGCCCUGCGACAAGCGGGGCCAUCUCGUCUACUCGCAGGCCAAGCGCAAGCAGCUCUGGGUGCCGCUCAUCGAGAAGGCGGUGGCCAAGAUCCACGGCUGCUACGAAGCGCUGGUCUCCGGCCGGGCCAUCGAGGGCCUGGCCACGCUGACUGGAGCGCCCUGCGAGAGCAUACCGCUGCAGGCGAGCAGUCUGCCCAUGCCCAGCGAGGAUGAGCUGGACAAGGACCUGAUCUGGGCCCAGCUGCUAAGCUCGCGCUGCGUGCGCUUCCUCAUGGGCGCCAGCUGCGGCGGUGGCAACAUGAAGGUGGACGAGGAGGAGUACCAGCAGAAGGGGCUGCGCCCGCGACACGCCUACUCGGUGCUCGACGUGAAGGACAUCCAGGGACAUCGGCUGCUCAAACUGCGCAAUCCGUGGGGCCACUACUCGUGGCGCGGUGAUUGGUCCGACGACUCCACCCUGUGGACGGACGACCUUCGCGAUGCCCUAAUGCCCCACGGCGCCAGCGAGGGCGUCUUCUGGAUCUCGUUCGAGGACGUGCUCAACUACUUCGACUGCAUCGACAUCUGCAAAGUGCGCUCCGGCUGGAACGAGGUGCGGCUGCAGGGCACUCUGCAGCCCCUCUGUUCCAUUUCCUGUGUGCUACUCACCGUGCUGGAGCCGACGGAGGCGGAGUUCACGCUCUUCCAGGAGGGACAGCGCAACUCUGAGAAGUCGCAGCGCUCGCAGCUGGACCUGUGCGUUGUGAUAUUCCGCACCCGCUCUCCGGCGGCACCGGAAAUUGGUCGCUUGGUGGAGCACAGCAAGCGGCAGGUGCGCGGCUUCGUGGGCUGCCAUAAGAUGCUGGAGCGUGACAUUUACCUGCUUGUGUGCCUGGCCUUUAACCACUGGCACACGGGCAUCGAGGACCCGCACCAAUAUCCGCAGUGCAUCCUGGCGAUACACAGCUCCAAGCGGCUGCUAGUGGAGCAGAUUAGUCCCUCACCGCACCUUCUGGCCGAUGCCAUUAUAAGCCUGACCCUGACCAAGGGUCAGCGGCACGAGGGGCGCGAGGGCAUGACCGCCUACUACCUAACCAAGGGCUGGGCGGGUCUGGUUGUGAUGGUGGAGAACAGGCACGAGAACAAGUGGAUCCAUGUGAAGUGCGACUGCCAGGAGAGCUACAAUGUGGUGUCCACACGGGGCGAACUCAAGACGGUGGACUCGGUGCCGCCGCUGCAGAGACAAGUGAUCAUCGUGCUCACCCAACUGGAGGGCAGUGGCGGCUUCAGUAUCGCCCACCGGCUGACCCAUCGGCUGGCCAACUCGCGCGGCCUUCACGACUGGGGACCACCCGGUGCCACCCAUUGCCCGCCCAUUGAGAAUGUGCAUGGGCUGCACGCCCCGCGGCUGAUCACCUAGGACGGGACCGGCACUUGGGAUCGUGAUUGGCGAAAGAUGGGGAGCGACGGCCACACAUAUUCCUUUCGAUGUUCUCUCUCGAUGCGUCUCCGCUCAUUUCUACCCGUACUCUAGUCGAUGUUUUGUAAACGUAUCACAUCACAGCAAAAAAACCAAAAGCUAAAACCAACCAACCAACAAAACAAAUCAUAUUAAUGUGUAUAGAUCCGUGCAGAUAUGAUAUACGUGUUUAUUUACUAAGGCGCAUUCGGAAAAGCGGAGUAGAUCGGUUGGGAUACGGCGGAGACUGGAAGACGAUAUCCGGAGUCCCAGGAUCUCGGCACGAUUCCCUCGAGAUCAAAUGAUAUAUGUUUUGAUUUCGGCGCUGAUGAUUAUGGAUUAUAUAGAUAUGUAUUGUGAAUUUAAGUGCAUCCAAUAUUAAUAUGUGUAUUGUUUUAAAAAUAAAGACUACAAGUUAUAAAAGCCAACAAA
This is a messenger RNA of Drosophila gunungcola (fruit fly), 5714 nucleotides long. It is a transcript of the gene sol, whose product is annotated as calpain-D. The record is from RefSeq and is a predicted model, not a curated record. Gene Ontology annotation, biological process: proteolysis. NCBI's taxonomy places the organism in Eukaryota, Metazoa, Arthropoda, Insecta, Diptera, Drosophilidae. Gene Ontology annotation, cellular component: cytoplasm. Gene Ontology annotation, molecular function: calcium-dependent cysteine-type endopeptidase activity.